Molecule: messenger RNA, 711 nt
Organism: Nylanderia fulva
Lineage: Eukaryota; Metazoa; Arthropoda; Insecta; Hymenoptera; Formicidae
Source: RefSeq, a predicted model, not a curated record
AUGACUCUCGCUUACUUCGCCUUCGAUUCUGGGUGCCACGUGGAGAACCGUCGUCAAGCAGCAGUUGCAUCGGUGCGUCACUUGCACGCGCUGGCGAGCUGCCACUCCACAACCUCCUAUGGGCAACCUCCUCGUGACCGAGUGACGGCCGACUCGACAUUCCUGAGUACUGGCCUGGACUACGCGGGACCCAUUUCUAUCCGGACCAGCAAAGACGCGGACACCGCUCACAGAAGGGACAUUGCAGUCUUCAUAUGUUUCUGGUCAAAGGCUAUCCAUCUCGAGGUCGUCUCGGAUUACAACUCCGAGGCCUUCAUCGCCGCCUUACGCCGCUUCGUCUCUCGCAGAAGUCUGUGCACGGACAUCUACAGCGACUGCGGCACAACAUUUAUUGGCGCCGAUCGCACGCUACGUGAGCUUUUCAAGGCGUCGACCUCCGAGGGCCAUCACAUCGCCCGCGCCGCCAGCACUCAGGGGAUCCGCUGGCAUUUUAAUCCGCCAGCGGCUUCUCACUUCGGUGGUCUUUGGGAGGCUGCCCUCUACAGACGAUCCAGACGACACUUCGGCGCUCACACCAGACCCACUUUAUCAUCGGAGCACCGUUACUCGCGGUACCUGAGCCUCGCUGACGGGUCAAUCAACCUCCACGCUGUCACGCUGGCGUCACCUGCAGUUGAUGCGAGACCAUUUUUGGCAGCGGUGGUCGGCUGA